AUGGUAAAAGUUCUGCAACUAUGCUUUUUGAGCGCAAUAUCGCUCGUUCAAGCGUUGAAUUCGACUGUAGAUCAAAAAGAUGAGGCGAAAGUGGAUAUCAACACUGUUUUCGAUAAUGAUUCGACUAAUUUCUGCCGCAUGGACAAGACAGAAGCUAUUGGAGCCACCUGUGAUGUGACCUUCCAUGAAAUUAACGAGGUUAACAAUAAUAUUAGACCACAAUUGUUGUCGUUGGUUCAAAGUGAUUUUUUCAAGUAUUUCAAAUUGGAUUUAUAUAAAGAGUGUCCAUUCUGGUCGGAUAACAAUGGGUACUGCGUAAAUCGUGCGUGUGCUGUUGAUGUGGUAGAAGAUUGGGAUAGCUUACCAGAGUAUUGGCAGCCUGAAAUUUUGGGUAACAUUGAAAAUGCUACCACUGAUAUUACCGAUGAUGAAUGUUCAUUUUUAGAUGAGUUAUGUGACAAACCUCGUUUCGAAGCUGAAAAGGAUAUUGAAUACUGUGAUACCAAUGAUUUCAAUAGCCAGCAUUCAGUAUUAGUUGAUUUGACCGCUAAUCCUGAGAGAUUUACGGGUUACGGCGGUGAACAAUCGUCGCAAAUCUGGUCCAGCAUUUACAAGGAAAACUGUUUCUCAUUAGGUGACGAAAACCAAUGCUUAGCUAAGGACGCCUUCUACAGAUUGAUAUCGGGAUUGCAUGCUUCAAUUGGUACUCAUCUUUCCAAUGAACAUUUAAACACCGAAACAGGUAAAUGGGAACCUAAUUUGGAACUAUUUAUGACCAGGGUAGGAAAUUUCCCUGACCGUGUAUCGAACAUUUACUUCAACUUUGCCGUUGUCGCGAAGGCCCUUUGGAAAAUUAGACCAUAUAUGAAUGAACUAGGUUUCUGUAAUGCUUACAACGAGGACGUUAAGGGAAUGAUUGAUGGUGUCGUUUCUCAGCUAAAUAGCAAAGUUUUCAACGAAGAUUUACUUUUCCAUGAUGAGGUCAGUGGCCAACUUAAGGAUGAUUUCAGAAUCAGGUUCAAGAAUGUCACGAAAAUUAUGGACUGUGUGCAAUGUGAUAGAUGUAGAUUGUGGGGUAAAGUGCAAACCACUGGAUAUGCUACUAGUUUGAAGAUUUUGUUCGAAAUGGAUAACGAUGACGAUGUGGCAAGACAGCAUGUCGUUGAUAAACUUACCAAGUACGAAUUAAUUGCUUUAUUCAACACUUUUGACAGAUUGUCAAAGUCAGUGGAAGCAGUUAACAGAUUCGAAGAAAUGUACAACUAUCAAUUAAAGAGUCCUGGUGAAAAACUGGCCUCCUUUUUCCAAUUGGAUAAUUUCUUCAAAGUAUUGAAUGAUAAGUUUAACAGUGCCAAUCAUUCAUCUCAAGAAAAAGAAUCCGUUAGUAACGUAGAAAAGAAGGUAAAUGAAUUCAAUGAUCUAAAAAUGCCAGAGAAGAAGAAAGAAACACAUACCGAAGUUCGUGAACAGGCCAGCGGUGUAUUCAAAGAAGCAUGGGAUGUAGAAUGGAAGAAUUUCAAGCAAGCGUUGCGGUUUAUCGUAACAAGUUAUACGGACCUACCUUCCACUGUUAGUAAGUACACUGUACUAAAGCUCAAUAAACUCUGGAACAAGUUUAUUGGUGUUCCAAACUAUCUCGAAGAAGGAGAGGAGCUUGAAUAUCCAUCCUACAACUACGAAGAAUAG
Molecule: messenger RNA, 1686 nt
Organism: Kluyveromyces lactis
Lineage: Eukaryota; Fungi; Ascomycota; Saccharomycetes; Saccharomycetales; Saccharomycetaceae
Gene: ERO1
Product: ER oxidoreductin
Exons: 1
Coding region: 1-1686 (561 amino acids)
Biological process (GO): protein folding in endoplasmic reticulum
Cellular component (GO): endoplasmic reticulum membrane; endoplasmic reticulum
Molecular function (GO): FAD binding; thiol oxidase activity; protein-disulfide reductase activity
Source: RefSeq, a predicted model, not a curated record